AUGUCACGUGGCAAUUGCAGUAAACAAAUAGCACAAGGUUACAAAAAACAAGAUAAUGAAAUCUUGAGCAGUGCAUUAGAGAAAAAUGAUGAGGAAGUUCCUUGUACCAAUAGUUUUACAGGCGAAGAUGAGGACUUUUCAGUUUCUAAUCAUUUCAACCAAUACUCAUUUUGUUCUACAAUAUGCAAACGCAAUGCGAUUAUUGAUGACAUUGACACUAUGACAUCUGAAUUCUCAGAAAAUGAUCUCAAGGUUUAUACGACUAUAUCUAGACCCAAAUCAAAUGAAGACAUGAAUGGGAAAAUUUCAUACCAACCUCAAGAUGAAAGGAGUGUUACAUCUAAUUCAAAUGAUAAUUUUCAAAAAGUGGCGAAGUCAAUAAUCAGAAAAGUGGAAAGAAUAGCACUAAUAAUAGAUGAUAUCAACUUUCGAAAAUUAUUCUUGUGUCAUAGUGACAUAAUGGAUUUUCAUCUUGCUUCAAAAUUCACGGAAAAAAUUUCCAAAGCAAUCUGA
Molecule: messenger RNA, 513 nt
Organism: Funneliformis caledonium
Lineage: Eukaryota; Fungi; Glomeromycota; Glomeromycetes; Glomerales; Glomeraceae
Source: the annotation of a GenBank genome assembly